Messenger RNA from Cladocopium goreaui, 3513 nucleotides. The record is from the annotation of a GenBank genome assembly. NCBI's taxonomy places the organism in Eukaryota, Dinophyceae, Suessiales, Symbiodiniaceae.
AUGGAAACGCAAGACAUAACUGCGGUACUGCCCAGUGGGAAACAGCAGACUGUCACGCUAGCAGUAUCAGCCAAGGUUCAGGAACUCAAAGAGAUUUUGCAGCGAUGCUUCGAUCAACAGUUCUUGGUCAUCCUGGACGCGCGAGGUGCGGUGUUGCGGGUCGAUGGUAUGAUUCCUUCGGCUGCAAGCGCACACUGCGUUACAUGUGUCGCGCGUUUCCCUUGUCUCGCUUCAACCUGGAAAGCCUUUGCUCUGUGGUGUCACAAUGACCGUGUAGUGACAUGGGGGCAUCCUGCCUACGGCUCCGACAGCUCUGGUGUGUGCAAGCGCCUGCGCAAAGUGGUGCAGAUCGUUGCCAGCGGCCGCGCUUUUGCCGCGGUGACAUCAUACGGAUCUGUUGUUACCUGGGGCUUGCCGAAGAUGGUUGCUGACAAUGCAAUGGUACGGCAGCAGCUCUAUGAUGUGAGAAGCGUGACUGCAGCUGCCCAGGGCGAGACACAGGAUGGUGACGUGCACCCGCAUCCAGGGCCAUCAGGUCAAGCGGUCAUGCUCCAGCUCGACCACGCCAUCCUCAUAGGUUCAGAGUUUCAAGUUGAAGCAGCGAAUGCUCGUACCUUUCGCAUCGCCCAGCAAGCGACUUUCAAAGAACUCCGGCUGCGCAAGCUUUUGGGCCGUAUUGCUGAAGCCCAAAACCAGCAAAGCCGUGGCCGCCAGCCACCGGCCAUCCUGAUCCGUCGUAUCUUCUCUCAUCCUUUUGUUGUCAGAGAAGGCUUGCAAAGCUUAGGUGAAGCCAGGGAAUGGGCACAGCAAGAAUUGCGUAGCCAUGUCCAAAGCACUCAAACAGAGCAGCUCCAAGCUUGGCGCGAGCGUAUGAGGAACUCUUCAGCCAAGCCUCUAGGCUGCGUGGCACAGCCGCCGGAUGCGAUGGGUGGUCAGGUUCCCACGGUUUGGAAAAGUAUUCGGCAAAUUUUGCUCCAAAAGCCAAACGCUAAGUUGCGUGACACGGAUCACGCGUUGCCAGCCAAAGAUUUGCGGCCAAUUGCGAUUCAGAGCGUCAUCUGGCGCGCCAUUGCCUCUGCGUGGACGCGCAGACCGCAGACGCGAGCUUGGGUCACGAGCUGGGUCCACUCCUCAGCCUGUGGCGGCAUCCAGGGGAAAAGUGUCGACACUUCGAUCCCUCAGGGAGACGCCAUCAGCCCUUUGACUCUUCUUGCAGUCCUCACUGGCCUCACAGGUACAUGGCUCGGCACGGUCCGUAGCUGGCUCCAAAGUUUGAAUUGGCACGAAGAGGCCGCAUGGACAUGGAUUCACCCGGACAUUCAAUUCCGGCUUGAUUGGACACAACCCAUUGAUGAAAACACCAAACAGAGAGAACACCAUGCUUUGCGUGAAGCGUGGCGCAGACAACAGUUUCAACAGUUCUUGUCAAGUGGCCGUCGUGAUGCCACUGCUGUACAAGGAAGUGUUUAUCAAGAGGCCCGGGCCAAACUCACGCGCCAAACAUACCAGUCUUCCAACACUCACUCACGUGCUUGCUUGAUUGGUGCCGUUGUUUCAGAUGCCCGUUUAGAUAGGAUUCGAGACCCCAACACCGCACCAGCUCCUUGCAAGUGGUGUGCGUCUGGCAAUGUGCCAACAUGGGAUCACUUGGCCUGGGACUGCCCAGCCUUUGCUGCGACCCGAACGUCGCCCCCGCAUGAUCUUUUGCAGAGAGUGCUAGACAUGGCCGGAUGCGCCAGAGGAAGCUUCUUUGUCCAAAAGUUGCGUGGUUGGGAUGGUGUGCCUAGGGAAGGUGAUUCACAAAAGCCGAAGUUGGCAAAAGCACCAGCAUCAGAAGCCUUGCAGGCCAGCACAAGCCCGCAGAGGGGACCUGACCGUUGCAGUCUUGCCCAACGGCUGGCAGCAGGAAGGACGUUGGAGCUGCUGACAACACUGAUGGUAGUGCAUUUCCUGAAGAUCUGUGCUGCCAAAGUCACACAGUUGCAGCCCAGAGGAGGUCUCUUUGCUUUCCGGGACGAUCAGCCGGUGUUCAUUCUGAGUGUAUGGACAAGCAGAAAAAUUACUUUGGCUGAUGUGGUUCCAUUGAAGCAGGCAACUUUUCAAGGACGAACCGUCCUCAAAGCCAAAUACACAGAGACCCGCACAUGCAGAUGGAGUGAGCUCAAAGAUGUUGGCUUACAUUUCCAGGUUGCCAACUGUGCGAAUGAUCGCCGUGGAGCGAGCUUGCUGUUCCAGAAGCAACCGGGGGAAACACAAGGAGAUCAAGGCAGAGCUUUGCGCGAGAAUGCAGCUUUGGCAGCUCUCUGGCAGGCUGGCAAUGCAGAGCUAGGUUUGGCCACUUCAUGCACAGUUGAUCACUCGGUGCGAUCCGUUCUGCCACGUUUGCAGGCGCACCUGGCCGAACGAGCUGCUUCAGGUAUUACCCAUCACGCGGCCCCACGCGCAGAUGAGAGCCGUUCCUUUUGGAUUCUGGACCUGCCAUUGCCAGUGCAAGUGGAUGGUCGCCGCCAUCGCUGCCAUACGUGCGCGCACUUGCGCAUCUUCGACAACUGCACCGUGGAGACACAUGAUGUUGUUGCAGCCUAUCCUGACCUGCGGGCUUUGGUGGAGCAAAUCUGUGGCAAUGCUCUUUCCCUCAAUGUAGCUGGGCGCAUGAAAGAAUUUUGCAGUGCAGUGCCCAAAUCUGUAUCCAUCCGCUCCAUUCUCAUGGCAGCAUUGGAAGAUUACACCAAGGCAGCUUCACGCGAGAUGCAGCGGCUCAUCAAUGUGUACAGUGGUUCAGCGAUCAGAGGAGAUGGAAACCAGGAUGUAGCAAAAAGGAUUACAAUGUAUGAUGAAGCAAGUCAGAAAACACACCCAUAUACGGUGCUCCUAGCUUGGGUCACGGUAGACGGGGCCUUGUUUCAGCCUGUAACAGCAGCUGAAACAGAAGACUGGGUCGACUUGCAACCUGAUCUGGAUGCUGUGGUAACCAACCUGAAACAGGACAGGCUGGCAUCAGGCCUGUCCUUAGCUGAGGCAGCCCCAGUAGCUCACGCCACGGACAGUUUCAGAAAGCAGCGAUUGCUGCUUGAUGCAUUUUACAAAAACAAGUACCCCAAGGAGCAAGAGGUGGAGGUAAGUGCAGCGAGUCCAGAUGCCCCAUGCCUCAUUGCUGAUCACAAAGACAUCCUGCAGCGGUUGUCCUUGAAACCAAGGGUGGCAGAAGAUGUUCCACCUGUGCUCUCUGAGCCAGGUCUUUUCCUUGAGCUUGAAGAGGAGGGUGUGACCUUAGCUGCAGCCUUUGGCUUCACAGAGAAUGUAUGCUUUGAAUGUGCUGACACCUGGUUGCAGCUGGAUGCUCUGGAAUUUGACCCUCCAAGGCGGUCUGGAGAUGGCAGCGGCCGGGCAGAUGUGCAGCGGAUUCGCUUGCUCUACAAGCCUGAUUUACACGGAGAUGAUGGGCUCGUUAUAGUUUCCUCUGACGAGGAGGAUGUCAUCUCCCCGCAGCAUGCUCCACCAGACGUGCAUUAG